AUGGUGAAACAAGAACCAUUUAUUGACACGGAUCUUGCUCGCAGAGUCGUAGGAGUACGAUUUUCUACUGGAGAUCCAGAAACAAUUAGAAAAAUUGCUCAUAUUCCUGUAUUUAAUAACAAAUUAUACGACGAUUCUGCUGGUAAAUGGUCACCAGCUCAAUAUGGUCCAUUAGAUUCAAGAUUAGGAACAUUUCAAAAGUCAAUAAACUGUGAAACAUGUAAAAAAAAUAUGACAGAUUGUGUUGGACAUUAUGGAUUUAUAGAUUUAGAACUUCCUGUAUUUCAUGUUGGAUUUUUUCGUUUAACAAUUCAAAUGCUUCAAUGUCUUUGUAAAAAUUGUUCUAACUUUUUAGUUACAGGAGAAAAAAAAGAUAAUUUUUUUAGACAAGUUAAAAAUCCAAAUUUAGAUUAUUUAAAAAGGAAAGGAUUACAUAAAAAAAUUGUUGAAACAUGUAAAAAAAUAUCACUUUGUCCAUAUUGUGGAUAUAAAAAUGGUGUUGUUAAAAAAGCUGUUGGUGCUGUACUUAAAAUUGCUCAUUGUGAUCCAAUUGAUAUAAAUAAAGAUGAUCAAUUUGCUGUUUGUAUAAGUGAAAAUAAAGAUUUAAUUACAACAUUACCAACUAUUAAAUUUGCUCUUCUUGAUCCAAUGCAAGUACAUAAUAUUCUAUCAAAAGUAAAAGUUCAAGAUUAUCCUUUACUUCUUAUACGUGCUGGAAAUAAUAUUCAUACACCAAAAGAUGUUAUUGUAACUAGAAUAAUUGUUCCUCCUGUUUGUAUUCGUCCAUCUGUAAUUAGUGAUAUAAAAAGUGGAUCAACUGAAGAUGAUUUAACUAUGAAAUUGACAGAAAUUAUGCUUAUAAAUGAUGUUAUUAAAAAACAUGUAUGUGAUGGUGCACCAAUGAAAUUAAUAAGUGAAACAUGGGAUCAUUUACAGGUUCAAUGUGCUUUAUAUAUAAAUUCUGAAUUAUCUGGUUUACCAGCAGAAAUGCAACCAAAAAAAGUAACACGUGGCUUUACACAACGUCUAAAAGGUAAACAUGGUAGAUUUAGAGGAAAUUUAUCUGGUAAACGUGUUGAUUUUUCUGGAAGAACUGUUAUAUCUCCAGAUCCUAAUUUAAAAAUUGAUCAAGUUGGUGUACCUAUACAUGUUGCAAAAAUUCUUACCUUUCCUGAAGUAGUUACUACUGCAAAUAUUGAAAAAAUGAGACAACUUGUUAGAAAUGGUGAAUCAAAACAUCCUGGAGCUAAUCAUCUUGUUGAAGGAAAAACUGGUAUGAAAAAAUUUUUAAAAUAUGGUGAUCGCGAAAAAAUUGCUAUGAAUCUUAGACCUGGUGAUAUUAUAGAACGUCAUUUAGAUGAUGAUGAUGUUGUUUUAUUUAACCGUCAACCAUCUCUUCAUAAAAUUUCUAUAAUGUCUCAUAGAGCAAAGGUUGUUCCAGGAAGAACUUUUCGUUUUAAUGAAUGUGCAUGUACACCAUACAAUGCUGAUUUUGAUGGUGAUGAAAUGAAUUUACAUUUACCUCAAACUUAUGAAGCAAAAGCUGAAGCAUCAACAUUAAUGGGAGUUAAAUAUAAUUUAAUUACACCAAGAUCUGGUGAACCUUUAAUUGCGGCUAUUCAAGAUUUUAUUACUGGUGCAUAUCUUUUAACACAUAAAGAUACAUUUCUACCAAGAUGUGAGGUUCAAAGAUUUGCUGCAGCUUUAAUAGAUAUAACAUCAUUUAAAAAAUAUAAUGGUAAAAAAGGAACUAAAAGAAUUAUUAUUCCACCACCAGCUAUUUGUAAACCAGUUGAAUUAUGGAGUGGAAAACAAUUAAUUGAACUUAUAAUAAAAGACGAUGAAAUUGAUGUCAAAUUAAAUCUUCGAACGAAAAAUAAAAGUUAUGUAAAAGAUGAAGAAUUUUGUCCUAAAGAUUCUUUUGUUGUUAUAAGAAAUAGUCAACUUUUAUGUGGUGUUUUAGAUAAAAGCUUAGUUGGAUCUGGAUCUAAAUGUAAUAUAUUUUAUAUUUUAAUGAGAGAUUUUGGUGAAGAUGUUGCUAUUAAUGCUAUGUGGAAAUUAGCAAGAAUGGCACCUGUAUUUUUGUCAAAUCGUGGAUUUUCAAUUGGUAUUGGUGAUGUUACUCCAUCAAAACAACUUCUUGAUGAUAAAUCUAAAUUAUUAGAUGAAGGAUAUAGUAAAUGUGAUAGUUAUAUUAGAGAUUUAAAAGAAAAUAAAUUAAAAGCGCAACCUGGAUGUACAACUUUUGAAACAUUAGAAGCAUUAAUUCUUAAAGAAUUAUCAUCUAUUCGUGAUCAUGCUGGUCAGGCAUGUUUAAGAAAUUUAUCUAAACAUAAUGCUCCACUUACUAUGGCUAUAUCUGGAUCAAAAGGUUCAUUUAUUAAUAUAUCACAAAUGAUUGCUUGUGUAGGUCAACAAGCUAUAUCAGGUAAUCGUCCACCUGAUGGUUUUGAGAAUCGUUCAUUACCUCAUUUUGAAAGAAAUCAAAAAACUCCUGAUGCUAAAGGUUUUGUUGGUAAUAGUUUUUAUUCAGGAUUAACACCAACAGAAUUUUUCUUCCAUACUAUGGCUGGUAGAGAAGGUCUUGUUGAUACAGCUGUAAAAACUGCUGAAACUGGAUAUAUGCAAAGACGUUUAGUUAAAUGUUUAGAAGAUUUAUGUGCUGCAUAUGAUGAUACAGUACGAUCAUCAACUGGUGAUAUUGUUCAAUUUAAAUUUGGUGAAGAUUUGUUAGAUCCAUCAAUGAUGGAAAGUAAAGAUGGAAGUAUGGUUGAUUAUGAACAUUGCCUUGACCAUAUUAAAAAUACAACACCAUUAACAAAUAAUCCAUUACAAUAUGAAUCAUAUGAUGAUGUUUUAAAUGUUUUUAUUAAUGAGGCUAAUAAUACUAUUAAGAGAUCUGAACAUCAAUAUUUUAAAAAAAAAUUUAUAGAAUUUAUUGAAAAUAAAUUAUCUAAAAGAAAGUAUCUUUAUGAUAUGCCAUGGAAUUGUAAUAAACAUAAAUCAUCUAAAAAUAAUAUUGACUGUGAAGAUUGUAAAGUUUGUACAUUUAAAAAAAUUAAUCAAUUACGAGCAUAUGGAAUGUCUAAACAAGAAUGUAUAAAUAUGGUUCGAUUAUGUUCAAUGAAACUUCAUCGUGCAAUAACUGAACCUGGAACAGCAGUUGGAGCUAUUGCUGCAACUUCAAUUGGUGAACCAUCUACACAAAUGACAUUAAAAACUUUCCAUUUUGCUGGUGUUGCUUCUAUGAAUAUCACUCAAGGAGUUCCUAGAAUUAAAGAAAUUAUUAAUGCUGUUAAAUUAAUUUCAACACCUAUUAUAACAGCAACAUUAAUUAAUGAUAAAGAUGAAAAAUUAGCUAGAAGAGUUAAAUCAAGAAUUGAGAAAACUACUUUAGGUGAGGUAUCUGCAUAUAUCGAAGAAUUUAUAACAAAUGAUAAUUGUUUUAUUAUUAUUAAAUUAAUGGUUAGUCGUAUACGAUUAUUACAACUUGAAGUAACAAUGGAUUCAAUUAUUUCAUCUAUAUGCUCAGCAAAAUUACCGGUUUCAGUUAAGAUUAAUAAUAUUCGUGUUUUGGGAAAAUCUAUACUUAUGAUUGAAGCACCUGAAUCAAAAAAUAUUUCACCAAGUUUAGCUGUUCAAUACUUAAAAAAUAAUUUAAAAAAUGUUGUUAUUAAAGGUUUAACAAACGUUUCUCGUUGUGUUAUUCAUGCUGAUGAAAAAAAAGGUGAUUCAUAUAAGCUACUUGUAGAAGGAACCGAUUUUAGGGAUGUUCUUGCAACUCCUGAAAUAGAUGGCCGUUAUACAAAUUUUAAUAAUGCAUUAUUUGUAGCUGAUGUCUUAGGAAUCGAAGCAGCUCGAACAUGUAUUAUUAAUGAAAUUUUAUCAACUAUGGAAAGUCAUGGUAUUGGAUUAGAUAGAAGACAUGUUAUGUUAUUAGCUGAUCUUAUGACAUAUAGAGGAGAGGUUCUUGGUAUUACACGUAAUGGUUUAGUUAAAAUGAAAGAAUCAGUUUUACUUUUGGCAUCUUUUGAAAAAACAACAGAUCAUUUAUUUGAAGCAGCAUUUUUUGGACAAGAAGAUAAAAUUAAUGGAGUUUCUGAAUGUAUUAUUAUGGGAACUCCUAUAACAAUUGGAACAGGUUUAUUUAAACUUUUAUUUAAAAGAGACAAGCUAAAUCCUGCAUACUUACAAUCAACUACACCAUUUAUGGAGAAAAUUUGA
Molecule: messenger RNA, 4224 nt
Organism: Strongyloides ratti
Lineage: Eukaryota; Metazoa; Nematoda; Chromadorea; Rhabditida; Strongyloididae
Product: DNA-directed RNA polymerase III subunit RPC1
Exons: 3
Coding region: 1-4224 (1407 amino acids)
Biological process (GO): DNA-templated transcription
Molecular function (GO): DNA binding; DNA-directed RNA polymerase activity
Source: RefSeq, a predicted model, not a curated record